This is a messenger RNA of Ipomoea triloba (trilobed morning glory), 1105 nucleotides long. Its product is annotated as probable protein phosphatase 2C 39. The transcript is spliced from 4 exons. The record is from RefSeq and is a predicted model, not a curated record. Lineage: Eukaryota; Viridiplantae; Streptophyta; Magnoliopsida; Solanales; Convolvulaceae. Gene Ontology annotation, molecular function: protein serine/threonine phosphatase activity. Gene Ontology annotation, cellular component: nucleus; cytosol. Gene Ontology annotation, biological process: protein dephosphorylation. Bases 103 to 939 code for a protein of 278 amino acids.
UUCUGGCUCCAUCUAUAGCUUACCUAUUUUGGAACCUUAGCUUUUUGCAUUCCUAGCUUUUCUUGUAUCUGCUAAUUAAUAUAGGGCAAUCUUCGUAGCUUCAUGUCUUCCCAACAACAAGGGAAAAUGAGGGGUCCAUGUUUACAAGAGGCGGGGAAGGGGAGAAGCAAGAUGUCGGAGAACAUAAAACAUGGUUACCAUUUGGUGGAAGGAAAGAUGGGUCAUGCCAUGGAAGAUUAUGUUUUCGCACAGUUUAAGGAAGUUGACGACGAAAACGAACUGGGCCUCUUCGCAAUCUUCGACGGCCAUUUAAGCCAAGAGGUCCCCAAUUACCUUCGAUCUCACCUCUUCGACAACAUCCUAAACGAGCCAAACUUCUGGUCUGAACCGGAGAGUGCGAUGAGAAGAGCAUAUCGCAUUACAGAUUCGACGAUUUUGGAGAAGGCGGCGGAGUUGGGGAGAGGAGGGUCGACGGCGGUGACGGCGAUACUAAUAAAUGGUCGGAAACUGGUGGUGGCGAACGUGGGGGACUCACGCGCCGUCAUAUGCAAGAAUGGGGUAGCGAAACAGCUGUCGGUGGAUCAUGAGCCUGAAAGAGAGAAGAAGGUUAUUGAGGAUAGAGGUGGCUUUGUCUCAAACUUUCCAGGGGAUGUUCCACGAGUGGAUGGGCAGUUGGCAGUAGCAAGGGCAUUUGGUGACAAGAGCUUGAAGGAGCACCUUAGUUCAGAACCGGAUGUGGUGACAGAGACCAUAGAUGAUCAAACUGAGUUUCUUAUUCUAGCAAGUGAUGGAAUAUGGAAGGUAAUGUCGAAUGAAGAUGCAGUGAAGUGCGUACGAGGUAUAAAAGAUCCUCGGACAGCCGCCAAGCACCUUAACGUUGAGGCCAUCUCCAGGAAGACUACCGACGAUGUUUCCACCGUUGUCGUAAGGUUCCGCUGAUAUCUAAAUAUAUUACGGAGGAGUACGUAGUUUCCUUCAUCUCUCUCUUCCUCAACCUCAAUCACUUGUACUGUUUAAUUUAGGGGGAACACAAUAUGAUGCAGCCGUUUUUUUUUUUUUUUUUGUUGUUGCUUGAGAUAGAUGUUAUAAUAUUUAAGUGGUCCUU